Epinephelus fuscoguttatus (brown-marbled grouper) is the source of this 2543-nucleotide messenger RNA. RefSeq lists its product as uncharacterized. Bases 570 to 1262 code for a protein of 230 amino acids. The transcript has 5 exons. Lineage: Eukaryota; Metazoa; Chordata; Actinopteri; Perciformes; Serranidae. The record is from RefSeq and is a predicted model, not a curated record.
GGGCCGAGACUUAAAGGGAGCAGACUAGAAUCCAGCAGGGCACUUUCACUUUGAGCGGAGUGAGGAUACACAGAGUGGCCAGAGGGAGAGAUAGAGAAGAGGAGGCCAGUGUCUCGCCCGCUUUAUCCAUUAACCAAUUUUCGAGGGAGAGAGGAGUGGUUCAAAUUAGGCUGUUCAGGAAGAUUCUAGGUCAGUAGUGAGAGGGAGAAAGGGAAGGAGAUAUAGUACAAAACAACAAAAGCUUUCAUAGGAAAAGGCUGCAGCCACUCAGGCUUAAGUGGGAAAAUCCAAAGUGAGGGAGCAGGAUGGCGUGAGAGGAUAAAUGAGGCAUUUAUUGGAAAGUACCAAAGGGACUCAAAAGGAAGGAAUGUAUAAGGGAUGUCAACAAGAAGACUAAAUAUCAGACGGUGAAGGAGAAGACACAGCAGCGCACUCUGUGUCAAAGACCUCAAGGAAAACCACAGAGGAGGAAACUUAGCUUUCACAGACUGACACAGAGACCCGUCUGCAGAGUGAUUGCCGUCAACAAGAGAAAUGGAGAAGUGUCCAUUCUUAGAAAGAUAGGAAGGAUGUCACUGCCAGUUUUGCUGUUGCUAUCACUCUUGACUGUCCGAUGUGGUGGAUGUAACUUUGACUGGGACGUUGUGAAAAACAUUAAAACGACUAUCGACGCUAAUCCGACUGGAUUUCGGACAGUAUUUCCUAAAGAUUACUAUGUAGUGCACCGCUACACGAAAAGCAUGCUCUGUGACAGUGAUCCGUGUUGUGUGUUCCCUGCUGCAGUAGUCCUCCUGGAGUCCUGGCAUGUGCUUCUCGGAAACCUCUGGGAUGAGCACCUAAAUCACUCCUUAAUCCUCGAUCUGAAGCAGACACUGGAUAAAAUUAUAAAGAGGAACAAAAAUACAGAGAGGUUCCAGGAAGAGACGGACCUGUCCCAGUUCUCCGCGUUAUCUUCCUCUCCUGAAGAGCUCCUCAAGCUAACGUCACAACUUCUCACUCGAUGGCUCGAGGUCGGGUGCUUGCCUGAGAUCGAAACCUGCACCCUGCCCACUUUGCCCCCCUCUGUUGAGAGGAAGGACUACGGUCCAUCGAGGGCCAGACUCUUGACCACCCGAGCUAUCAGCAGCGAGGAGGAAGGACAGCUUGACAAGAUAGUAGACAUUACAGGGCCUCCAUCCAGUGGCGGUCCUCCAUCCCUAUCAUAUUCCGCUUCUGUCUGGAGCCCCUUGCUAUUCAGACUCUACUGGUGGCUGUUGCCAUAGUUACUAAAAAAGGAUCUUUUUUUUUUUUUUGGAUGAUGAUGCACACAAAAUGCAAGACGUUUCCUGGCACUGAAUGUUUGUUUUCUUAUAUAUAUGUGUGUGUCUUUAUCGUGUUUUAAUGCAGCAAGCUAUGAAGUGACAUGCACAGGUUGCAAUUAAUGUCCAAAGUUAGUUCACGUAGUCCGCUGUGCACCCGUGCUCUGUAACAUCACCGAUAUAAACGUAUAGCUAUCCUCUCUAGAGCGAGCCGCGAGCUCCAGCUAGCUGUGCUCUUCAUGCUAACCAGAGAUAAAUGCUGAGCAAGCCAAUGCACAUAAGCCAUCGUCUGUUGAUGUGGAAUUCAUCACUGUUUACAAUGAAUGUUAUGUAAAUGUAAGAUAUUACCGUCUAUGGGUGUUUACUUUUGUACAUUAUUGUAAAUUAAAGACAUGUAGAUAUAUAUAUAAAUAUAUACAUUGUUAGUUUUUGAUAUAAUAUCCCAAGGGUUGUAAGCUAUAUUUAUUAUGGUCUUUGCUGUUUGUCAUGAGUGAUGGGAAGUAACCAAGUGCGUUUAAAGGUCCAGUGUGUGGGAUUAAAGGGGAGUCCUAGGAGCGGACCCUCUCCUAUGGAGUCGGCCAUGUUGUUUCUACAUUAGCCCUGAAUGGACAAAUCAAACACUGGCUCUAGCUAGGGCUAUUUGUGUUUUCACAUCAGCCACCAUAGUUCCCUUACAAGUUUGUUUCAGUUCUAAAACUUCACCACUAGAUGCCACUAAAUCCUACACACUGGACCUUUAAUGAACAAUUUUGAGGUAUUUAAACAUACUUAACUUGAGUACAUCCAUUGUCUGCUAUUUUAUACUUUUACUCAGCUAUAUUUUAGAGGGAAAUAUUUUUCUUUUUACUCACGACAUUUAUCUGACAGCUGGAGUAACUGCUUUAAUUUACAAAUAUGAUGUGCUGUUAUAAAUUAACCUACGCAACAGUCGUGCAUCGACAGUACUAACCUCACAAAUUUAUGAUAGUGUAACAGUCACUUUGAGCGUUUUUCUACAUUAUGUACUUUUACUUUUGAUCCUUUAAUAUAUUUUACAAACAACGCUCACAUACUUUUAGAGGAGAGAGGAGGUGCGGACUCGAGUCACAAAUUUGAUGACUUUGGACUUUACAAAAUCAAAAUUGACUUUGACACCAAUGACUAAUGACUUCACUUGGACUUGAGCGUUUUGACUUGAUACCUCCCCCCAUGGCAAAAUUAAGGACAUAUUUCUCACAUAAGAUGAGAUAAAAAAAAAAAAAACAA